This is a messenger RNA of Cuscuta epithymum, 4698 nucleotides long. Lineage: Eukaryota; Viridiplantae; Streptophyta; Magnoliopsida; Solanales; Convolvulaceae. The record is from the annotation of a GenBank genome assembly.
CCGAAAUUCAUUCUUUGCAUUAAAUUAAUGAGUCGGUUUCAUUGUUGGCAGUGCCACGAAAGAUGUUGACAGCACAACUCUUCCGCGGGGUGCGAACUUCCGGUGCUGAUCGUCCUCCCCUUUUCGGCCUUUCUUUGAUUUCCCCCUUCUUCCCCGCCGUAUCUUGCGCGAUCUCUCAACGAUAAUCACGCCGAACGUUUCCUGAUUCUCCAUUUCCUCCUUCGACGGCCGGUUCUGCUUCCGGAAACAUGAUUAUCUGAUCGCAGUUGCUCUUUAGUUGUCGUUCAGCAUAUUGGAAAGGGAAAGUUAAAAGGUACUCCUGUUUGGUUUGAAUCGUAUUCUUCUCGGAGUUUUUUGUGUGUUAAGGUUGACAAUGUUUUGAUCAUUAAUUUCCUGUUUCUUAUUCAUGGAAUACUGGUAUUCUGUUUUGUGAUUUAUGCUAAUGAUUUAUGAAGUAUGGAGUUCUGUGUAUACUGGAUGCAAGGAGGGAACUUUCUUUGUUACUGUGAGAGCUAGUUUGGUAGGGGCCAUUUGUCUGAAGUGGUUGAAAUUUGCUGAAUACUUUGAAAGCAAAAGUUUUGGUGGCAUCUAUUUCACCCAAUUAAAAAUUCAAACGCUAAAUAUUAUGAUGAUAAGCAGUAUAACAUGUAAACUAAAAUCUCUAUAUAUUUGGAUCAUGUGUACCACAAAGAAUUCGUUGUAUUAUGGCCAUUUUCAUUUUUCUAGUUGACCAUCCCAUUUAACCACUUUUAGUUUUUUGUCUGCAAAGUGUACCAAAUGUAAUCUGUAUGGAUUCCAGUACUUCUCCAGUCUUUACCAUUUUGGCCAUACUUAACUGUUGAUCAUGUGUUUAAAACCAUGAUUGGGAAACUGUUUUGUGCUGUUGUGUACCUAUGUUGUCUGAGCACUUCACUAUUUUAGCAUUUUCUUUGAAUUGUUUAUCUUAUGGAUGAGGUCUUGUGCGUUGCCUUGUGGCACAUUGUUUUCGUAUAUGACUAGGUAGUCUAGGUUUGCAUUUUCUUCCAAGCAUAGACAAUUUUAAAAUUUCUUAAUUAGUUCGUCUAUUUUACUACAUCUCUCCCGGAAUAGGGACUAAUCUAAUGCUAAAGCAUUCUACGCUACUCCAUACACUUUUUGCACAGAAGAGUAUUUAUAUUGACUUUGUUUUCAUAUUUUUUACGGAGUAUUUGAUAAGACAGUAACAGAAUGUAAUGUAGAGCCCGUUUGGUAGCACGAAAAUCGGUUGAUUUGGCUGAUUCUGCUGAAAUUUAUGAAGUUCCGGCUGAAGUGGCUUCAUUGGCUGAUUCUACUGAUUUAAGAAAAAAUUAUAUUUAAAAUAUAUUUUAUUAAUAAAAUGAAGAAAAAAUUAUAUGUAAAAAUAGCUUAAAUGAUCAUCUACAGUAACUUCAGCCAAUAUAGCCAGAAAAGUAACUCCAACCUUACUUUUUCCGCUUAUUACACAAUUCAGCGUGCAAAAGCAAAAGUUACGUGUUUGGUGAAAAAGUUGGCUGAUAAGCAGAAAAACAGUGUUGCCAAACGGCCUCGUAGUCAAAUGUGUGUCAUGCAAAUUUACCCCAAAAAAAUUAUUUGGCUAUUUGUCGUCUACAAAAUUACAGUGACGAAUAAAUAUUAUUAUAUGAUAGGCCACUUUUGAACCCUGUUUGGUUGCUGAAUUGAUAAUGCAACCUUUUAAGUAAAGUAACCUUUUAUUCUAUGAGGGGUGGGUGCGAACAAGAGUUAUUGUCGAACAAAAAGGGCAUAGAAUCAGAGCCUUUUCUUAUGUACAUUAUUCUUAUUGCUUUAUAUUCUUAUCCUAUAUAAGAUGCUCUUAACUUCUUAAUGGAAUAUUGCUUGCUUGUUUUUCUGAAAGAUCAUUUACUUCAAAAUUGUAUCUUCAAGAUUCCCUCUCUAAAUCCCAGGCUAUAUGUUCGUAACUUUUAAUUUGAAGCCAUUUUCUAGUUUUAACCACCCAACCUUAUGGAGGGGAAGGGACUAUUAUCAUUUAUUGCAAAGUUCUAUUCAGUCUGAUAUUCAAAGUGAUGGGUCAUUGCCAAAUGUAUUUAAUGUGCCACAAGAGUGGAUUGUAAUUAUAAAAUCCAAUGGCUGGAAUACCUAAUAUAUUAUUAAGUAUAUAUGACUAUUUACGUGAGAUGAUAACAUUUUCUAAUGUUUCCAGGGAUUCUUGACAAUUGAAUUUGCGCGAGUCAAUUUAUGUUUGAUGGCUGAAGAUAUUGCCAAUUCAUCACUGACCUCAGAAACACUUGUAAAGAAUGAGCUUGAGAGGACAAGCCCCAUCAUAAGCAGCAAUAAGGAAACGGGACAUUUGAGUACUAAGCAUUCUGUUUUUGCACCUGGUAGCUUAAGCUCAAGAAGAAGCUCUACUGGGAAACAAAAUUGUCGUUCUGAUAGUGAUCAUAUCAUCGUUCCCAACUAUCUCAGAGCUUCUACUGGUUCUUGCCAUGAUUUCUGUAAAUACGGAAGGAAUCACUCUUCUGAACCAAAACCAAUCCGUCCUCUGCUACGAAGACCCAAAAAACCUCUGAAUCAGAAGCUGAUUCCUGCAAUGGCGUCAGGGACUAGUGUGAGUGGGGCCUGCGAUCCUGAAGAAACCCACUCUCAAGCACCCCCAGAAAUAAUCAAAGAUGUAGUCUUUUUGCAGCCUGAGGAAGUUGAUCCUUCACCAGUGCAAGAUACCUCAAGCAACAAGAUGACACCAAAGACGGAAGGGAAAACAAAAAGUAUGUCACCAAAAGACCAUCCAUCUAAGUCACUAAAACAACCAUCUUCCUGUAAGCCUCUAGAAGGUGUAAAGCCAGGUUCGGGAGGAAAAGGUGAUAUUAUCAGUUGUGAAAGAGUUAGGGACACCAAACGUAGCAGAAAGAUAGUUGUGAAAGCCCCAACUGCUUCAUCAACUUCAAAGCCUUCUGUCAGGGAAGCACUAAAUCUGAGAAAGCGGGUGAGUUUGACCUUAAAACCAGCAAAGACCCGUAACAGAAUGGGGGAAACUGAUGUCGAAGCUGAAGAAAAGGUCUCUGAGAAAACACUGCAUGUCGUCCAGAUGGAAAAUGUGGACCCUGCUCAAGAUGAUGAAAUUGUUGCUUCGCUUUCUUCACCAUCAUCUUUAUUGUUGCCCGAAUCUUCAUCUGCUUCACACUUGCCAGAUUCAUACAUAGAAAGUAAUCCAAGCAAGACCUUGACCAAGUCCAAGAAGCCAGUUCUCCCUAAACUUGAUGAUGCUCCACCAUCUGUAAAACCAAAAUUUAGUAGGGGCAAGAUUCGUGAUACAGCGAAUGAAAACAAUAGUCCAAAGAGAUUAAAAUACAGCAAGGAAAAGAUUUUGAGGAAAAAGAGAGAAGACACCAAUGUGGAGGUGGUUAAAGACAAUAUGACGGAGUCUGACCAUCAUAAUCACAUUAUCUCGUCCUCUGAAAAUAGAGAUGGCAAGAACAUACCUGCAAGCACUAAGGGAGCUAAAAGCAUGGGAAGAAAUCAAAUCAUGGCUUCUAAAAGGGGAACUCUCAUUGCUACUAGAGUGGAAACUCCUUUACCAGUGACACUAAAGUUUAGGAAAGGAACCGUGGUGAAUCUCCAUCAAGAUAUCAACAGUCCGAGGAUACUAAAUUUUAGGAAAGGGAGGAUUUUGAGGAAAAAGCGAGAAGAUGGCAAUGUGGAGGUGGUUAAAGACAAUAUGAUGGAGUCUGUUCAUCAUGAUCGCAUUAUCUCGUCCUCUGAAAAAGGAGACAACAAGAACAUAUCUGCAAGCAGUAAGGGAGCUAAAAGUGUUGGAAGAAAUCAAAGCAUUGCUUCUAGAAGGGGAACUCUCAUUGCUACUAGAGUGGAAACUUCUUUACCAGUGAAACUAAAGUUUAGGAGAGGAACCGUGGUUAAUCUCCGUCAAGAAAUCAACAGUCCAAGGAGAUUAAAUUUUAGGAAAGGAAAGAUUUUGAGGGAAAAUCAAGAGAGCAAUUCGGAUGGGGGAAAAGAUAAGGCUGUGGAGUCUGUUCAUGAGCAAGAUGAUACAGACAGGUCUGGAGUUGCAACCAGUAAAGGAGGAGAUGACAAGAAAAUAGGCGCAAACAGCAAGGAAGUGAGUCCCCAACAUGAAACCAAGAGGUCUGGUUCUGCGAAGGUAGGGAGAGAUUCAAGGGGGAACCAAGUGAACAAGAGUGGUGAUGCAAGGAGGAGAAGUUCAAAGAAGAGAGUUGAGGGUGGAGAAAAUAGCAGUGAUAUGAUGGGCCCGGGGAAGGUGAUUUUGAGGCAUCAUGAAGAAGUCGAGGGGGUGAAGAAAGAUGGGCAGGGUGUAUUACUCAAUAAUGUGAUUGAAGAGACGGCAAGCAAGCUUGUUGAGAGCAAGAAGAGCAAGGUUAAGGCUUUGGUUGGAGCUUUCGAAACUGUGAUUUCUCUACAAGAGAAAAAGCCCUCUUCUGAUCAUUCCAUUUCUUGACAGGAAACAAAAACUUUGUUUUACCACGCUUCAUGUUUUACUGAAUAUACUCAUUGAAGUUUGUUUUAUUGGUACUUUAUCAAUGUUUCUGCACCCUUUCGUGCUGGUAUAGUAGUAUAUCCACUCAAGUCCUUUUUUUUUUCUUGAAAAAAAAAGGAGUGUUCAUAGAUAAAGAAUAUGUUGAAAGGUACGGGGAUUUGAAGUGUGGAUAAAUGCAUUAUUUGUGGUAAUAGCUCCAAUGAUGGUGUGUGGCG